CCCUCAGUAGUUCUCACCGACACACGGACGCGACACCCACGGCCACGGCGCACCUCCUUCUGCUCAUCUCUGUCGCGUCCUCAAGUAACCGCGAGUGCUUUCUUGUCAACAACUCUGUUUGAUUCCAAUCGCAAACUGUUGUAUUGUUAGUCACGUUCCAUGGAAUUCCUGAGUAUCUGAAGGCACACCAUCUUCGAUAAUGCACUCGGCACGGAUGAACAGGAACAAAUGUGCAAUUAGUUGGUGUUAGUGAACCUGAAAGCCUUUUGGACCUAACAAACAUUACGGUACAAAUCGAAAAUGAAGGCAUCGGGCCUGACUUGUCGAAUGUUGGUGUCAGUGUGGUGCUUAGCGUUGCUGGCGGUCUCGGCUGGCUCGAGCGAGUCUCCGGUGCCAGAGACUCCUGUUUCGACGGUCUCAGAGACCUCUUUAGACACUUCUAGUUCAUCGGCCAGCAAUCUGAUAGUGAGCGCGAGUGGACAGUUGUGCGAUGAAGGUGCGGGCAGUUGCACGCGUGCGGGCGUCAUUAAACUGAUGGACGGUGUGGUGGUGCGUCGACAGAAUGUGACGUCACCGGAGGAGUCGGCCAGAGAGGCCAGGGAGUUGGCCGACGAGAAGGAUGUCGGCCUCAAGAUGCUCAGGAGGUUGGAGAGGUUCACCAAGAAUCAUGUUGUCGAAAUCGAUAUUCCCAUGUUUGUGAACAGCACUAGACGGUCGUUUUCAACUGAGAUGCCUCGGCUGAUGUUCGGCAAGAACUCGUUCCUGACGGGCUUCGGCCUGGGCUUCCUGGCGUUCGGCCUCAAGAAGCUGCUACUGCCGCUGUUCAUUGGCGCGCAGAUCGUCAAAUCGGUGCUGAUCGCCAUGUUCCUGCCGAGCAUCCUCGGCGGAAUCGGCAAGCUGGUCGGCAAGGGCGUCUCCAACUUCGCCCAGUCGUCCGGCUCCAAUCCGUCGGCCGGCGUCGACACUAUUAACGAUUUUGACUUCAAGGACACAACCAACACUGGCUACGACGCUGACGCGGCCGGCUCCGAGAACCAGCCGUACGGUGUGUGGGCUUUUCCACCAGAGGGCAGCACCUACGCCCAGGGGCUCAACUUCAUUCAGAGCGCCAUUGGACGACCGACGCUGGCGCCCUAUCCUAGCGCCGGGGGCGGCUUGAAUGCCGGGGGUGCCGCUUCUAGUCUCUACUCGCCAGCUGCUAUGGCUGCCUCCAAGUUGCAGGAUAGUAGAUACACACCAAAGGUGCCUUACGCUCAGCCAGCCGCCACAAAGCAUCAAGGCAGCUUCUACUCGCGAGACAAGCAGCAGGAUUACAAGCUAUUCCACCAAAUACCUCACUCGUCGCAUUUGCUGGCAAACUAUGAUCCUUUCUACAGUCCAUUGCUGUCCAGGCUAGACAGUGUCUUCAAGCAGCUGGGAUACGCACACGAAGGAUGCAGAGAAAGAUUGGUCUGUGAUAUGUACAAUAAUCCAGCCAAGUUUGCACCGUACAGCAAUCUAGUCUCAGCCCAAUUGAGCAGGGAACUGAAUGAACUGCGCAAGCCAUCAUCGGACAACCCCGAGAUCCUACGCUUCUUCAAGUACAUGAAGGCAGCAAAGGAAGGCCAGGAGGGAGUGGACUGCUCGCGGCGGUACCCGGGAUGUCCGGCCUCCACUAUCCAAAGCGAUGCACCACCCAUGCUCACCACAUUCAACGACAUCAACAAGUUGGUGCAUGCCCGCAAACUGCAAGCGUGACUCCACACUUGACUCCACUCAAGCGACAAUCAAACUAAUUUCAAUUCAGGGAUAGUGUGAACUGUACUUUGAAUUUCCUCCUACAUCAAACAUAGCGAGGAAUACUCAUUAUAGUGAUAUAAUCAGCUGAAACGCUAGCUUAGAUCAACAGCCUCAAUUUUGAGAUGGCUGUUGUGAUUUAUUGUGAAAUCAUUAUUCAUUGCCAUAACUUCAAUGAUAUUACAGACUUUGAUAGGGUUACUAGUUCAUUGAGUCUUCAAUAUACCAAACAUGGGGGAAUAAGUGCAUUGCAUUAUUCCCACAAAUUACAUGUGGAUUUGUGUAAACAGGGUGAGCAGAGUGAUGAUAUGAAAGAAACUUGACAAGUGAACUAUAUUUGAGUACAAUGUAGUUGUUAGUGAGGUUUAAAAAGAGUGAAUGGGUUUUUAUUGGAGGGCAGGCCCUCGUAGGUUUGUUCCCUGAGGAGACAUUGAUAAACAAUAUUUUAAGUAUGUUAUGAACCACCAUUCAAAGAGGAGAAUGAGUGGAUGUUCGAAGCUCAAAUAAGUGUGCUAACCGCUCAUCAUUUUUCAGAGCUUGGUAUUCAUUGAUUUGAAGCUGUAGUUACAUUCACUUAUUUAUUUAUUCUACUUCUUAAGAAAUCAAAUAAAAAUUUACUAAUAGAAACAAAUAACCUAUCAAACCAUUUAAAAAAAAUCUUAUUUAAUUUGAUUCUUGGAGUUAUUUUUUAACCUUUUUUAUUUCAAAUUUUCUCUAAACUGCAUCUCUUAUUUUUAACAAUUGAACUCAUAUGUUUGAUUCUGAAAUCUUCAGUUAGAAAGAUUCAAAUUGUAUUUAGAUUUGUGAGAACUCUUCCUAUCCUAUCGGUUUUACCAUACUUUGAGAAUAAAUUUUGACCAUAAAGGAGAAAUAAAAAUAAAGUGAAAGGUAGUUAAUGCUAAUUGUUUAAAUAUCUAGUACCGUAUUUAAAUUCAUAUUAAAUUAUUUAUUUAUUUGUAGUCAAUUUUUGAUAAGAAACAGUAAGAAGUGUGAGUGAGAGUUCAAGAUGCCAAUUUGAAUGCAAUAUGGCAAUAUAUGAAAAAAUUGCAAGCGGCAAGAUGAAUAAUGUAGCACGAAAUUACCAUAUUUGGUGAAAGAGUUUUAUUGUCUAGUUUGCUAUGCUUGAGAUGUUUCUUGAAAGGUCUCUUAAAGACUCACUUUCGAUAUUAAAUUUAGUACUGGUACCAGACAUAUAAAACAAUGGAGUCAUUCUUAUUGUAUGAUGAAAAUUUUAAAAUCAUCGCAUAUAUAUAUUAUAUUGUAUUAUUAGGGGAGGCAUUUGGUUCAAGCACUUGAAUAAUUGCUCAAAAAAGAAAACAAUUUGAUUGUGUAAAAAUCAAAUCUAUUUUCUUGAAAUGAAUGCUUUAAGAUUUCUUAGAUUUUAUUAUUAUUAUGACAAUCCAUUCAUAUCUGUUAUAUCUAUACAAAGGUUUGAUUUCCUAAUUUAAAAUAUUUUUACACAUUAAUUAUUAUGAAUCUUGAAUACCAAUUGCAUAUUCCAUAAUGAAAUAUUGACGUGAAGAAAUGUAUGAUAUCAGGAAAAAUAAGCCUAUGUUAGGCCUACUCCUAGCUUCCAUGUUUUAGGCCUAUAUCAAUUGGCUAUUAUUUCCUUAAUUUACUAUAAAAAGUAUAAUACAGAGUGUUUACGAACUCUCUACCAAUAGGCUACUCUAGGGCAUUGUUCCUGGGUGAGAAACAUAACUAAAUAUCAUAUUUAAAUUGUCCGGAAGUCUUCAGUUACUUACACAGCGGCCAUUUUGCUUUUUUAACUUUCAAGUUUAAAAUAACAGUGAUUUAUUUCACUUAUGCCAAGACCAAGAGGGUUAUGUAACAUUAAUUAUUGUUUGAAAAAGUCUUAAAAUAGCUUACAAAUGACAUGCAAAGCAGACAGACUGUUGCAUUGUUGUAGCAGACUUUAGCAUGCACUGCAACUAACCCCAGUAGUGUCCUAUCACUGAAGCAGGCAAAUCUCAGUUAAUAUUGAUCCAUUUUUAAAAAAAUCAGGAACCAAUCGAUAGGUAGGCUAAUUAAAUUUAAUAAAAAAAGUUAUUCUUGUAAAUGUUUUGUAAAACCAACGGUUUCUGAGUUAUUUAAUAAACAACAUUUUAGAUGGCCGCCAUUUUGUUUUAUGAAUUUGAAAAAUUAUCAUAAUUUUUUUGUAGCUUUGUCUAGUUGUUAUAAAUGAUUGUGCGAAGUUUUAAUUUCUUAUGUUCAACCAUUAUUUAGAAAAACAAUAAUAAGUUGAAAAAGCAAAAUGGCCGCUGUGUAACUGUAGACUUCCGGACAAUUUAAAUAUGUUUCUCACCCAGUAACAAUGCCCUAGAGUAGCCUAUUGGUAGGGAGUUCAUAAACACUAUGUAUAUGAAUUAUGCAUACUAUCUUACUGCCAAAGUACCAAUACAUUUAGUAUAAGCAAAACAGUAGGCCCUAUUUUGAUAGAUUAUAGUUCCCACGUCAUUAUGCAAUGAAUUUUAUCAUUCAAAUGGCUUAGUUCUGAACAUCAACAAUUUAAUUGGUAUUAAUUUACUCCCCUAGAAUCGAAAUCAUUUUCAAAGUGGAUUGUCUUCUGAUGAAUAAAUCUAAUUGGUAUGAAUACCUUCUUAGUUUAUAUAAGAUAAGUUGUUUUGUCCCGCAUGGUUCGAAGACUGUUGACAAUGUUUAUUGUAUUGAUACAUGAGUGAUGAAAACGUUAUUUAUUUCAAAUAAUUGUGUGUUUGUAUUUUUGAAAAUGUACAGUAGUGUCUAUCUUGUAUAACUUGUAAAAAUAUCAAGUCUUAAUAAAAAUUAUUUAUUGAUUCAA
Molecule: messenger RNA, 4576 nt
Organism: Nilaparvata lugens (brown planthopper)
Lineage: Eukaryota; Metazoa; Arthropoda; Insecta; Hemiptera; Delphacidae
Gene: Osi24
Exons: 7
Coding region: 301-1737 (478 amino acids)
Source: RefSeq, a predicted model, not a curated record